AUCCCCUGUUUGAGAAAAGGCCCAAGAAUUUUGGCAUUGGACAGGAUAUCCAGCCCCAAAGAGAACUCACCCGCUUUGUGAAAUGGCCCCACUAUAUCAGGUUGCAGCGGCAGAGAGCCAUCCUCUAGAAGUGGAUGUAAGUGCCUCCUGCCAUUAACCAGUUCACCCAGGCCCUGGACUACCAAACAGCUACUCAACUGCUUAAGUUGGCCCACAAUUACAGGCCAGAGACAAAGCAAGAGAAGAAGCAGAGGCUGUUGGCCUGGGCCAAGAAGAAAGCUACCGGCAAAGGGGAUAUCCCCACUAAGAGACCACCUGUCCUUCGAGCAGGAGUUAACAUGGUCACCACCUUGGUGGAGAACAAGAAAGCUCAGCUGGUGAUGACUGCACACGAUGUGGAUCCCAUCGAGCUGGCUGUCUUCUGCCUACCUGCCCAGUGUUGUAAAAAGGGGGUCCCUUACUGCAUUAUCAAGGGGAAGGCAAGACUGGGACAUCUAGUCCACAGGAAGACCUGCAACACUGUUGCCUUUACAAAGGUUAACUCAGAAGACAAAGGAGCUUUGGCUAAGCUGGUGGAAGCUAUCAGGACCAACUACGACAGAUACGACAAGAUCCACUGUCACUGGGGAGGCAAUGUCCUGGGUCUCAAGUCUGUGGCUCACAUUAUCAAGCUCGAAAAGGCAAAGGUUAAAGAACUUGCCACUGAACUGGGUUAAAUGUACACUGUUGAGUUUUCUGUCCAUAAAAAUAAUUAAAAUAAUA
Symphalangus syndactylus (siamang) is the source of this 762-nucleotide messenger RNA. Its product is annotated as large ribosomal subunit protein eL8-like. NCBI's taxonomy places the organism in Eukaryota, Metazoa, Chordata, Mammalia, Primates, Hylobatidae. Gene Ontology annotation, molecular function: RNA binding. Gene Ontology annotation, biological process: ribosome biogenesis. The record is from RefSeq and is a predicted model, not a curated record. Gene Ontology annotation, cellular component: ribonucleoprotein complex.